AGAAAGCCAGUCAAGUGUUGAAAUAACAAAGCUCCGGAUUGAUCACGUGAUGUGGUGUGCAUUUCAAUUCAUACAGAACGCUGACCAAACCAGGUCGGUACAAUUGCAUCCGUUGAGUGGAAGAGCACUUAGUUUUACGUGAAUAAUUUCAUUCCAGGACCUUUUUGACUGACCGCCAAGGACUCCCCGUGCAGAUAAAUAGUUGAACAACGCAUCUGAAAGGAUUUUUAUCAUCGCUUACAGCUUCAAACUUUGGUCCGUUGUGGGUACAUGUUGGUCUAUUGUUGAGAACUGGUGAAUCGAGUCCAACAUGGCGUCGUUUAGUAAAUUUAAAGCUUAGAUUUCUGUUUAAGCAACUGAAGGAUGUGAUCCAAGUACUCCGGAGGUAGAAGAAGAAUAAUAUGGAGUGUGAACGUACAGUGGAUUAGCUUAAAUGCUUGAGAAAUGAACGAUGUGUCGCUAUUCGCACUAUUGUUCCAAAGGGACGUGUAUCAGUCCGUGGAAUGUUUGUCUCUUCAGAACUAAACUUUGGCUAUGGUAUAUGGUGUUAUUAUGGGCGACAAGUGUGUUUGAUCCUCAUUCUCGUUACUCAAAUGCAUCAACGGUGGUCACGACCACUUUUUAUAUUUCUGAGGGGCUGCCUAACGGAUCUUUUGUCGGCAGCGUGUCACACUUCACUUUCGAUUUUGUGUUUGUACAGGCGGGUAGUAAGGAUUCUACUGAUUUGCGCGUUGACACAGUACGGAACAUAAUCACAACCGAAGCUGUUUUAGAUCGUGAAAAGGUUCCAAUUUACACCAUCUCGUUACUCGAUUCUUCCACUGGAGCUUCGUCUACUGUUCGGGUCAAUGUAACCGAUUUGAACGAUAACAGUCCUUCCUUCUUACGCGCUGUUUACAAUUUGGAAUUUACCGAGGGCAGGAGUGUACUGCAAAGUCUCAAGGCCACGGACAGAGAUUUUGGCUCAAACUCCACACAACAGUACUCAAUUUUAUCAGGAAAUAUUGGAGGUGUUUUUGUGUUAAAACUUUUCACCGAUCGGUAUGGAGCAACAUGCGCAAAUUUAGUUUUAGCGGCCGGAAAAGAACUUGAUCGUGAAACGCGUGACUCGUAUAUGUUGAACAUUUCAGCAAGCGAUGGAGGCAACCCCCCUCGACGGGGCUUCACGCUGCUAAAUAUUACAGUAGGAGAUGCGAAUGAUAACAGACCGAUCUUUACAAACAGAUCGUAUUCAAUCUACGUUAGAGAAAAUUCACCUAUUGGCACUUCGAUUGGUAAAGUUUUCGCUUCUGAUGAGGAUAUUGGCGCGUUUGCUCAAGUCGUGUAUUCGAUCGAUCGCAGUUCGCGCUCGGAUCCUAAUAGCGUCUUUAGUAUUGAUGCUAACACUGGUGUUUUGUAUAAUAUUAGGUGGCUUGAUUAUGAAAGCGUUCGUGAGUACAAAAUCUAUGUUCGAGCAGAGAACGCUGGUGCGCCGUUCAUGAACGAUGAAGUACCAGUGACAAUUCAUGUUCUGGACGAAAACGACAACAAACCUGAUAUUCGAAUUGAAUUUGCGAUCAACGACUAUUAUCAGGUUUUGGAAAAUGCCACCAUUGGAACAACGGUGGCACGAAUUUAUGUUUCUGACAAGGAUUCUGGUGUAAAUGGAGAAGUUGAUGUAGAAAUAGAAGCAGGAAAUGGGCAUUUUAGUUUAAGAUCAGACCCAGCUAAUAAUGUUGAUAUUAUCGCUGUGGCAAAGGAACUGGACCGGGAAACACAGUCAUCAUACAAGGUGAGAAUUUUUGCCAAAGACCGAGGACAACCCCGGCAAGUUUCACAAGAUGGCUUUAUAGCAAAUGUUGGAGAUGUUAAUGAUAAUUCACCCAAAUUUGAUCAAGCGGUAUUCACCGCUGUUCUGUCUGAAAAUGCUACCAUUGGGACUACUGCUGUUGUUGCCCAUGCCACUGAUAGAGAUGCUGGCUUAAACGCCAAGUUAACCUAUAACAUGACUUACCUGCCAGAGGAUUCUCUAUACUUUACAUGGUUCCAAAUUAAUUCCUCAACUGGUGAAAUAAAAACAAUGGCAUUGUUAGAUCGUGAGAAAGUUCCAAGGCCGGUGCUUCAUGUCACGGUGACUGAUUCUGGUGUUCCGCCAUUAAGUGCUAACUGUACAGUGUUCAUUAACAUAAGUGACACUAACGAUAAUGAUCCAGUGUUUACCAAGCCUGUAUACCUUGCCUCUGUCGAUGAGAAUACAGCCAAUGGCACGCUAGUCACUCAAGUUUCAGCAGAAGACAUUGAUAGUGGUUUAAAUGGAGUUGUGCAAUAUUCCUUAGAAGAUUUCCAAAAGGAAUUCCCAUUUGCUAUAAAUCCUAGUACUGGAGUUGUAACAACAUCUGGUCCUAUUGACUAUGAACUUCAUUCCUCAUACCAUGUGAGAGUGCUAGCAACAGACGGUGGAGGCCGUGUUUCAAGGUCUGAUCUGAAUGUCUCUGUUGUAGAUGUAAAUGACAACUAUCCAAUAAUCAGUCCAGCAUCUUAUAACGUCACAGUGUAUGAAAACUUAACUGUCUCAGAUACUGUGGUAAAUGUCAUGGCAAAUGACUCUGACAGUGGUAUCUUCUCGCGUUUAACCUUUGCUUUUUCCAGUGGGAAUGGUAAUGGCAACUUUUACAUCAAUUCAUCCACUGGAGUAGUGACUCUUUUAAAACCACUUGAUCGUGAAACAGAGGACUUUCAUCAGUUUGAAGUAGAGGUUACUGAUGGUGGUGGAUUAAAAUCCAAACAUUCUGCCAUUGUACGAGUGACAGUUUUAGAUGUGAAUGAUGAGCCUCCUGUGUUUGAGCCCAGUUUUUACAACUUCACCAUCAUUGAAAAUUCUGAUGUUCAUACAGUCUUGGGAUCAGUCCAUGCAUCAAGUAAAGACCUUGGAACAAAUGCCGACAUUUACUACUCAAUCAAAGGUGGGAAUGUGGACAAUGUGUUCACAAUCAACUCAACUGGUACAAUUUUUACGCAGGGUAGCAUUGACCAUGAAAAGACCCCCUACCUGUUGGUAACCAUACAGGCCAAGGAUGGUGGUUUCCCACCCCUGUUUGGGUUUGCAAAUGUUAGUUUAACAGUCAUUGAUCUCAACGACAACAGCCCAUCAUUUUCGAGCAAUCAAAUUUAUGUCAAUAUUUUGGAAGAUACCAGAGUGGGACAAGUGUUUUACAAUGUGACUGCACAAGACUCUGAUAGUGGAAUAUUUGGUCAAGUGCGUUAUACACUUCUUUUCAAUCCCAAUAACACAUUCAAGUUGGAUCCUUACACUGGAGCCUUGUCUCUUACGCAUGCUAUUGACUUUGAAGGACCCAGACAAUACACAAUCCAAGUCUUGGCAGAAGAUGGGGGGUCCCCAUCAUUAAAUGCAACUGCUACUUUCAAGUUAACUGUUGUUGAUGUGAAUGACCAUCCUCCAAGAUUUCCCAACUCAUCUUAUAUUGCUCAUGUAAGCGAGGGUGCAGGCGGUGUGACAGACAUACUAAAUGUUUUGGCGACAGAUGCUGAUACUGGUGAUAAUGCCAGGAUUUCGUACAGUUUUCAAGCAGGGGUGGACACCAGCUUGUUUGGCAUAGAAUCUGAUGGGACUAUCUUCCGUAAAAAAGAUCUAGAUCGUGAACAGAAUGCUGUCUAUCAGUUCCGAGUUGUUGCCACUGACCAGGGAAAUCCACCCAAAAGUUCUACAGCAGAUGUUACAAUUUAUGUUGAUGAUAUCAAUGACAAUGACCCUAGAUUUACAUUGCCAUCUUACUUUUUCCAAGUCUCGGAGAACUCAAGCAACAGAACACGUGUUGGUCAGGUGUCAGCAACAGAUAGAGAUGCUGGAAGCAAUGCCAAAAUAUCUUACACUUUUGAAUUUUCCAGUCAGCACUUUGUGAUCGAUCGUGACACAGGAGUCAUAAGAACCAACCAAGUCCUUGACAGGGAGACCCAGGCAUCCUAUGUUAUGACAGUUGUGGCAAGUGACCAUGGAGUGAGUCCCAGAAGAGACAAGACCAGUGUCACAGUGCGUGUUGAGGACCUCAAUGACAACAAACCCACCUUCAGGAAACUUUCAUAUGAGAAAGCAGUGGCUGAAAAUAUCCCAGCCGGAUCCUCUGUUAUCAAGGUAAGGAAAUAUCCUUUCAUAAUUAUCCAUUAACUGAUAUCAAGAUGUCUGUUCUCUGUUCAUUUCCAGUGGUGCUAAUGAGGGAAUUAGUUUCAGUGAUCAUUUUCUUUUUUCUCAAUACCGUGUGUUAGUUUAGACGGAAUUAUUAUCAGGAGCAAUUAUUUGCUUGUCACUGGCACAACAGUACAGGUUAAACAAAAGUCAAAGCCCACAAAAAAAUGUAUCGUCCUUAUUCUUCAGAAUUAUUCAAAACUUCAAAAUUCAAUCCUAGGAAAAUGCAAAACGAGUAUUAUUAAUGUUUAACGGCUGUCUUUGAUAUCAGACAAGAAUGAGGCUUAAUUAUGUCCUCAGAUGUUUGCGGCGAAAAUCUCCAAAACUCACGAUGUAUUUUAAGCAUGAAGACGGCGAAAUAAAGCGUUUUUAAGCCAUUUAAUGAAUUCGUAGUCAACCAAAUCUAAAUUCUCUGGUAGUGUCCAUUGUCUUGGAAGAGGAAAUGAAAAUGAUCAAAAUGAAAAUCAAAAUUACUUUGCUGGUCUAAACUUGUGGAAAAUUUGAAACCGCAAAAUAUUCUUCGAUCAUUCUCUCCAUCACUUUAACUCUGGAGUACCUCCCCCUGGGCUCCGCCCCUAGUCUUGAUUUCUCUUGACAAGUUGUAUUACAAUUGGUUUUGCAGUUAUCUUAAAACCUAGUUGUAGCUGUAAUGCGUGUUUUCUGGCUGAUCACAUUAGAAUGCAGGGUCACGUUUUAAAGAGGCUGUCUGUGACACGGCUGUCUGGUUCACUUUGUUGAUAGAACUAAAAACAUGUCCUUAUUGAAGUGUCAGCGGAAAGAUUACUGACAAAUAAUAGAAUCACGGCUUCAUGUCAACCAAAUAUGACUCCCAAGCAUUUUAUCAAACGUCAAAAAAUCACCAAACCUUAAUCAGGGUUCGUACAGGUCAUGGAAAACCAUUUUCCAGGCCUGGAAAGUCAUGCCAUGGAAAAUUGAAGUUAUGUUUGGUAGAUUAGUUUAACUGCAGAUGUCAAGCAAGCACGAUGUACGAUAGAGACGCAAACGGCAUCCAUUGUGGUAGAGACAAAGUUUGUGUCUGUUGAACCGAGUUAGGUUAAAAAAUAAGGAAAGUUUUGAAAUUUUUGUCUAUUGUUUAUUUUUUUAUUUAAAAAUAUUUAAUUGACGAAGUUUGCGUUAAGAGUAACAAAAAAAAAACUCAUCGAGAGGGCUCACAAAGUCGAAAGUGACAGAAUUAAUCUUAGAAUCACGGAAAACUUGGAAAGGUCAUGGAAAAAAUCAUUGAAAGUCAUGGGAUCUGAAGAGCUCAAAGGAGUACAAACCUUGUUGGUAAAGAAGUAUUUGAGCUUAUGGAGACAGCCAAAAAAAGCGUUUUUAAGCUAUUCGUUGAUUUUGUAGUUAGUCAAAUGUGAACUGUUUUGCUUGUUGUAGCCGGUUGUAAUACAAUUUCGUUAAGAGAUAUCAAGACCAGGGGUGGAGCCUAGAGGGAGUGGGGGGUACUCCGGAAUGAAAAUGACAGAGAUAAUCGAAGGGCUUUUUGGGGGAUUUCAAAUUUUCUAGUUCGGAAUUCUUUUGGGUAGGAAAAUUUGGCAAAUAUUUUUGGGUACUUUGAUUUAAGUAGUGGGUCUUUUAGAAUUAAAAGCAAAAAAAUUACUUGCCAAUUGUGGCAAAAUCUUAGAUUCAUGUCAAACAAAUAUGUCUUCCAAGCAUUUUAACAGUGAAAUGUCAUAGCAAGCAACACUGAAAGAUGAACUUUGAAAGACUGUAAGGCUAACAGGCUUUCGUAAACCACACUUGCAAUCCGUUUUAAUCUUCUUUAUUUAUCUCCAUCCGUGCUUGUUUUGUAUAUGCUGUGUUAUCCAUGCCUUCUUUUAAUGUUUUGAGCUGGUUUUUUUUGUUUCGCUCAAUUUGAUGACAGUUCCCUCCUUUCGAAUUUCGAUAAAUUUCGUGACACAGUUCCUUUAAAUUUCUCAAAAUAUUUUUGCAGGUUAUCGCGGAUGAUCCAGAUGAAGGUUCAAAUGGUGACAUCAGCUAUUACACAGCAAGUGGUCACAUUCAUUCGGACACCACCAUGUUUAAUGUGGAUGCUCAAACAGGUGAUAUUACAACCGCAGCGAGGUUGGACCGCGAGAAAAAGGACCGAUAUACUCUGUACAUCGUAGCAAAAGACCACGGAUCCCCACCAAAUGACAACAUUGUUACGGUCAUUAUUCAUGUGCUGGAUGAGAAUGACAACCCUCCGCGCUUCCUCAACAACAGUUUCUUUGUGAAUGUCCAAGAGAAGCUUCCGGUUGGAACUGUCGUGACCAGUGUGACAGCUAAAGACAUCGAUGCAGGCAACAAUGGUGAGGUGCGUUACACAAUUGAUCAAGGUAAUAGUGGGUCAGUAUUUCAAAUCAACGCGACUUCCGGGGUUAUCACCCUUCAAAAGCAGCUGGAUUUUGAGCGAAAGAACAAGUAUCUGUUGAGGGUUGUAGCCAGAGACCAAGGUCUAAACAGCCGCAGCAGCUUCCUGUUCGUGACUGUUUACGUGUUGGAUUCCAAUGACAAUAUGCCCACUUUUGAUAAGAACCCGGUCACUGUAUCCUUGUAUGAAGGCGUUCCUAAGAACCACAAUGUGACGCAAAUCAUAGCACACGAUUACGAUUCCGGUCAGAACAGCUGGAUUCGGUACUCAAUCGAUUCGCAAUCGCCAGCCACAAAAUUCACAGUCGAUUCAUCGAGUGGUGUGGUCCAGACCAUCGGAGAAAUCAAUCGUGAGUCGGUUGACGAGUACACAUUAACCAUCCGAGCGACUGAUCAAGCUUUCACUGAAUCCGAGCGUUUAUCUAGUACUAUAACGCUGUUUAUCAUUGUGUUAGACAGGAAUGACAAUAAGCCAGAUUUUGUGUCACCAAAUUUUACGUUCGUGAUGGAAGACGAACCCUUCAGUUACCCCAUAAUUACCAUUACCGCUAUAGACCAAGAUUCUGGUGAUAAUGCACUAGUAAGAUACAGAAUAGAGCACGGAGACAACGGGGAGUUUGGCUUAGAUCCUGUCACUGGUCUGUUAAAACUGAACCGCAGGCUGGACUAUGAAAGCAAACCAAAGUACAUCUUGAACAUUUCUGCUACAGAUCAAGGUACUCCGGCUCUUUCCUCCUAUCAGCUGCUGACCAUAUAUCUCGUGGACGUAAACGACAAUGCGCCGCAGUUUAACCAGAGUCUGUACCUCGGUGACGUUAGGGAGAAUGUACCAGUUGGUACUUCUGUGAUGCAGAUUAGUGCUUAUGACGCAGACAGUGGUUCAAACGGCGCGUUAAGCUACAGCAUCCCAAGGGGUGCGGUGAAGUCCAACUUCGCUAUUGAAGGAAAUAGUGGUGUGAUUUCCACGAAUUUUACGCUGGAUCGCGAAGAAAAAGAUGAAUACUUCCUGACAGUGUAUGCUACAGACAACGCGUUUCCUUUCCAUGUGGCUACAUGUACCGUGAAAAUAACAGUGUUGGAUGAGAAUGAUCACGCGCCUACAUUCAACCCCACGCGCUUGAAUUUAACUGUGAUGGAAAACCGCAGCCCGUACAUGUUUCAUGUCUUAGCGGCUCAAGAUCCUGAUGUGGACCAAAAUGGCCGCUUACGCUAUGUUAUAAAACGUGGCAACGAAGAUGGAAAAUUUAAGAUUGAUGGGUUUACUGGGGAGCUUUCUUCGACAGCUAGCCUUGACAGAGAAAGAAAAGCUCAGUAUAAUCUUGAGAUCGAAGCAAGCGACCUUGCCUCGCCAUUCCACAAUUCCAGCGCUUUCGUGACAAUUUUCGUUGGAGACGAGAAUGACCAGACCCCAAGGUUCCUAAAAUCAUCUUAUGAGGUUAGCAUUCCGGAGCUUACACCUGUUAACUCUCCUAUUAUCAACGUGACAGCUACCGAUAGCGACUUGGGACUAAACGGACAAGUGGUGUAUUCCCUAAGCAAUAAAACGUUUGGUAUCUUCAGGAUAGAUUUCAAGACUGGAGUGAUCUACACUCUGCAGGAGUUUGACUUCUCGGUCAAGCAGGAGUACUUCUUUAACUGUUAUGCAACGGACCGGGGCGUUGUACCGAGGCAAGCGUCAAUUGAAGUGAAGGUUUCUAUCGUUGAUGAGAACAACCACGCCCCUGUGUUUGAGAGGCUACCCUAUAAGACAGAGGUGCAGUCUGUUUCACAAGGGGCAGUGCUCGUAACAGUACGCGCCACAGACAGGGAUUCUCCGUCUGUAACUCAUCUGACCUACAGACUCAUAAACAGUUCGUCGCAGCAGUAUUUUGAACUGUCAAGCAACUCUGGAGAGCUGAGAGUCAAACAAGGCGUUUCAAACGUUCCAAACGGAGCUUAUAUUUUACACAUCCUCGCAGAUGAUGGCAACUUCACAGGAAGAGGAAUUGUAGAGAUUUUCGUCGGUCCAAUCACAGGUGUCCAACCAAGGUUCCUAAACAGUACACCAGCGUACGUCUCCCUUGCCGAGAAUAGCGCGAGGAAUCACGAAGUAACACGAGUACUUGCUACCUCGACUGGGUCAGCUGCUAUCUAUAGUAUAGUCGAUGGCAACGCGGGUAACGCCUUUUAUAUUCAUCCUCAAAGUGGUGUCGUGACAGUUGCUAAUCCAUCUCAACUCGACUUUGAAAGACUUCGCUCCAUUCGCCUUCAUAUUAUUGCGUCACUACCGUCGUCACGCAACGCCUACUUAACACUGUACGUGAACUUGACAGAUGUAAAUGACAACAAACCGGUAUUUUAUCCUGCCAAUAGGUCUGUUCAACUCCAAGAGGAUAAUGCGUUACUGUCCAGCGGUUUUUUGGCAAGAACAGUUGCCACAGUGACGGCAACAGAUAAGGAUUCUGGGAACACCGAAAGAAUGACUUAUGAACUGACCGCCGGGAACGAAAACAACAAAUUUAACAUAAAUUCACAAACAGGCGUGAUAUCUACUCAAGGCUUCAUUAACCGUGAAGAUCAUUCUUCUUACGAGUUAGUUGUCAAGGCAACUGAUCAAGGAAGCCCACCUCAAUCCAGUUUUAGUCACGUGGUUAUAAAUAUCAUCGACGUGAACGAUAACAUCCCAGUAUUCACAGGGCCUUACACGGUGAACGUUAAUGAAGAUCUCAAAGUUGGAUCUGUUGUGAAGCGAGUCAUUGCAGUUGACAGGGAUGAGAACCCAAACCUGGUUUAUUCCUUCAGUGACGGUACGUUCAGUCAGAGUGUAUUUAACAUUGAUGGUUUCACUGGAGAUGUAACUCUGCGCAGAUCACUCGAUUACGAACUUACACGAUACCAUUUGUUGUACAUCAAUGUCACUGAUGGAACCUAUCAAUCACAGACAACUUUAACGGUUGACGUUAAUGACGUUAAUGACAACGCUCCCAGUUUCCUGAACAGCUCCUAUCACGCCACGUUAUCUGAGGAAACCGCGGCCGGAACUUCAAUCCUGCAAGUCAGUGCCGAAGACCGAGACAGCGGUACAAACGGUCAGCUAAGCUACGCAUUCGUUUCUUUCGUUGACGAUUUCAGGAUCAACGCAACUUCCGGUGUUAUCUACACGGCGAAAAAAAUCGAAGUGAGCAUGCGCGAUUCUCUUCUCGUCAUUAGUGUGUCUGCAACCGAUCAUGGGGUCCCCCCUCAGCGUGCCUUUGUCGCUGUGCAGAUUCGAAUCAACCGAAUACCGAAGUUCGCGGAGGCUGCGUACGAAGCAAGCAUUCCCGAAGACACCGAACCUGGCACUUCUGUCCUUACGGUCAAAGCUGCUGAAGAUGAUUCGGGGAUUAACGUAGCGAAGAUCAGUUAUGCUAUUAAAUAUGGUAACUCUCAAUCGCUCUUUCGAAUCGGGCGCCGAAGUGGAAUUAUUGAAGUCAAUAAACGAGGCCUAGACUACGAAAAAAUAAAGAGCCAUUUGCUUGGCGUAGAAGCGAGAGACGACAGCACCAAUAAAAGCGUUGUUGUGAGAGUUAAUAUUACAAUCACAGAUGUCAAUGACAAUUCACCAGUCUUUGAUCCCGACGAAUACAAGGAGCAAGUCAACGAAGAUGUAUCAGUUGGCACGUCACUUCUCCGAGUGACUGCCUCGGACGAGGACUCGGGAACUAACGGACUAGUAAGUUAUUCUAUCGUCUCAGGAAAUGAUAAGCAGUCUUUUGACAUUGACAGCACAAGCGGUGAAAUCAGCACAAUCAAGAGCUUGGAUCAUGAGAGUGCGAAGAAGCAUCUGCUAUCAGUACAAGCCAAAGAUCAAGGUCAGAUACUAUUUUAUUUGUCGCAGUUUUUCUCUUAAUUUCGCGCCUUAUUUAUUUAAGACGGAACAUCCAAAGGCUUUACAUCUUAAGAAAAAUGCCACAAUAUUUGUUUUGGUACGGCUUAAUUGCCUCAGUUUUACAUGGUCACACUUGAGGAUCUCAACCACAGACAUACUGAUUUUUUUUUCUCGGUUCCAACUGUACCCGGCAGUAGGCCCGUAAACUGUCUUUCGAUUUUGGGCUUUGACGUUACUCUUCCUUUAUUAUUUUUUCAGGUCUCAAUCCAAAGGCUAGGUGGUCACUGGCACCUGUAACCAUCAUAGUAGGUGAUCUCAACGACAACAAACCGGUGUUCAAAAUUCCUCUCCCUGGGGAGGUGGCAGUGGAAGAGAACUCUCCUGUGGGUACCCCGUUCUAUAAGGUCGUCGCUAUAGAUGAAGACUCAGCUAGCAAUGGUAGAGUCACGUAUAGCAUCACAGGGGGGAGUGGAUACGGGCUUUUUGUCAUCGAGCAGUCUAGCGGAAUGCUUAGUACCAACGUUUCUUUUGACUACGAGACCCGGUCGCUUUACGUCUUGGAAAUUACUGCUGUAGAUUUAGGAAACCCUCCCCUCUCUAACAAACUUAACUUGACAGUUUACGUGAAGAGUGUUGACGAGAAGGCACCCGUGUUUGCGAAAGCCAGUUAUUCAUUUUCUGCUAUUCCCGGUAACGCGGAAAUUGGACAUCGCGUCGGCUUUGUCAAUGCGACGGAUGAAGACGGUGGAGAAGACGGCGUGAUACGUUACAAGGUGGAUUUCAGUAGUAAGAAUGUCUUCGGAAUCAAUGAAACUUCUGGAGAGAUCUUUGUGAACGAUUCCCUUAAAGGAGAUGGUAAUAAUGAUAAUAAGCGCCGCCGAAGAAGUAUCGAGGAAAGUAAAGAACAGCACUCAGCUCGGAGAGUCAGACGAGAGACUGGCGUGACACGUGUCACGCUACGCAUACGAGCCGAUAGCGGGAAAUCCGAUUCGAAAUCCGACAUUGCUUCGGUGUACGUGGACAUUGAUUUCUCAUGUCCCGGAUGUGGGACUACAGAGGAACAGGUUGAAGAAAACGGAACGUCCGAAAGGAUUAUUAUCAUUUGCUUAGCUGUCGUAGCUGGAGUUAUUUUAAUCGCUUUUAUCGUUUUUAUAGCAGUUCUCUUCAUGCGAAAGAAGAAAAAGAGGAGAAAUCGUCAGAAUGGUCGCUUGGGGUUCGAUGGUUCGUUUGAUGAGAUCACGGUGCACCCUUCCCCUCCGAACGGAAACAUCAACCACGUGGACUCUUCACUUGAAAACGUCUCUACCCCGCGCGGUUAUUCCCAAGAAUGCUCCCCCUUAAACGGUCCCAGCGACUCUCCUGCGCGCGGAACGGAGUCUUCGGACACUCCGAACAGCGCGUCAAGUGGCCGAGGCUCUUCCGAAGGUGUAGAUUUCGAGGUCGAUCAUCCGCCAAUACUUGUGAACGGAGAUAUAGGAAGCCUUCACUCGGAGAAUUACGUUAAAACCGUGAUGGGACCUGAUUCUGGUAUUCAGCAAGAUUCUGAUCAAGUUUCUCAACUUACGAUCAGCGAUGGAAGUAGUAUGACACACGGAGAAGGCCUCGCAAUUGAUAAGCAGAGCGAUAAAAUCGACAGAAGAAUAUUCGCUCGGAUUGUAAGUCAAGAAAGUCUUCACGUGUUUGGUGAAGAGGGAGGUGGAGAAGCCGAUGGUGGAGUUGAUGUCGGUAACUUGUUGUACGCGAAGCUUUCCGAAGUUGACGCUGACGAAGAUGAAUCGAUCAUCGAUGGUAUGCAGCCGUACAUCGACGAAGGUCACGAUCAUCCUUCUUACGGAGGCUCGUUAAGUUCGAUCGUAGGAAGUCGUGAGGAACUAACCGGAAGUUACAACUGGGAUUACUUGUUGGACUGGGGCCCUCAGUUCCAGCCGUUAGCUGACGUUUUCUUAGAAAUCGGCAAAAUGAAAGACGAUAACCCUCCAAAGAAAACAAUGAGUUUGAGCUUACCUUCAAGUCGUGAUUCGCGGAAUCCUCCCACUGGAAUGUUAACAACAGAUAUGCUAUCUUCAGUGUCCUCCUUACCUCGUUCACCCAUCAGUCCUCCUUCCACCCGCUACUCAUCUCCUGCUUUUUCUCCCAACUUUACUCCCGCCAUUACACCGUUAGUGACUCGUUCUCCGUCAGUUUCUCCCCUGGACACGGGAACUCCUUCUCCAGCGGGGACCACGCCCAAAUCAGGAUCCAGGCCAUCUUCAAUGCACGUCUUGCAACUAAGAAGAGACUCGCACGAUGGAUCGAAUUCAGACUUGACUCAUUCGCCGUCAAUAUCAGACAAUGAAUCGAAUCUAGAGGUCGACGUAUAGUGGAUUACAUUUUACUAUCAAACCGUAGUCUUAAGGCUUAUUGAAGACAAGUUCUCUUUUCUCUCAGUAAGGUUAUUCUCCAUAAGCUUUUUGCGAUACUUCUUGCGUAACUAUCCUGAAAAGAAAAGAGGACCUAUUAACAUCCUACAUGGACUGCUUGCACCUCCUUUUCUCUCUAGAGUCCCGGCCUUCUGUUCUUUUUAAUCAGAUCAUUUGUUCUAAAGUAGAACCACCGCUUAUGGACACUUCCUGCAAGCGGACAUGUAGUGAUGGUGGCAGCGACAUGAAAACCCUUUGCAUUUUAUAACUUUCCUUCAACCCCGUUCCCAGGCUCUGUCUCCUUGUGCUGGAGAGCCUGGGAACGAGGUCUCAGUGCAGUGGUGGUCGCGUAUGGAAAUUUCAACUGUAAUUUCUAAGAAAUGACGGAAAAGAAUGCUGUCAACAUUCUAACUUUGAAAGUCUGUAUUUACACGGGCUUAAACUUGUGUCUUUGUUAAGGUUUCACUCAUGGAAAUUUGAAGUCGCUAAGCAUGAAAAAAAUUCUUUUUGAGACGUUUUUACAAAGCUAAGUCUGACUAAAUUUUUGAACACGUUUUGGUUUAAAGGGUUGUGAGUCAUAAUCGAGCUUUUAUACGAAUGUAUAAUUCAGUUUAAUAUAAAGAUGGCGCAGUAAUUCAACGGACUAG
Molecule: messenger RNA, 13437 nt
Organism: Porites lobata
Lineage: Eukaryota; Metazoa; Cnidaria; Anthozoa; Scleractinia; Poritidae
Source: the annotation of a GenBank genome assembly